Pestalotiopsis fici W106-1 is the source of this 642-nucleotide messenger RNA. Its product is annotated as 40S ribosomal protein S5. Gene Ontology annotation, cellular component: ribosome; cytosolic small ribosomal subunit. The transcript is spliced from 3 exons. The record is from RefSeq and is a predicted model, not a curated record. The coding region runs from base 1 to 642 and encodes 213 amino acids. Gene Ontology annotation, biological process: ribosomal small subunit assembly; translation. Gene Ontology annotation, molecular function: mRNA binding; structural constituent of ribosome; rRNA binding. NCBI's taxonomy places the organism in Eukaryota, Fungi, Ascomycota, Sordariomycetes, Amphisphaeriales, Sporocadaceae.
AUGUCUGACAACGGUGAAAUCGAAGUUGAGGCCGUCCAGUCCUCGGUGCUCCCCAAGGACGUGACCUCUGAGAUCGGCUCCAUCAAGCUGUUCAACAAGUGGUCCUACGAGGAUGUCGAGAUCCGCGACAUCUCCUUGACCGACUACAUCCAGAUCCGAUCUCCCGUCUACAUCCCCCACUCUGCUGGUCGCUAUGCCGUCAAGCGUUUCCGCAAGGCCAACUGCCCCAUCAUUGAGCGUCUCACCAACUCGCUCAUGAUGCACGGCCGCAACAACGGAAAGAAGCUGAUGGCUGUCCGCAUUGUCGCUCACGCUUUCGAGAUCAUCCACCUGAUGACCGACCAGAACCCCAUCCAGAUCGCCGUUGACGCCAUUGUCAACUGCGGUCCUCGUGAGGACUCCACCAGAAUUGGUUCCGCCGGUACCGUCCGCCGACAGGCCGUCGAUGUCUCCCCUCUCCGCCGUGUCAACCAGGCCAUUGCCCUGCUCACCACCGGUGCCCGUGAGGCCUCUUUCCGCAACAUCAAGUCGAUUGCCGAGUGCCUGGCUGAGGAGCUGAUCAACGCUGCCAAGGGUAGCAGCAACUCGUACGCCAUCAAGAAGAAGGACGAGCUGGAGCGUGUCGCCAAGAGCAACCGAUAA